Molecule: messenger RNA, 414 nt
Organism: Coffea arabica (coffee)
Lineage: Eukaryota; Viridiplantae; Streptophyta; Magnoliopsida; Gentianales; Rubiaceae
Source: RefSeq, a predicted model, not a curated record
AUGGGAAGAGGAGCGGGAGGACCAAGAACUGCUGGAGCUUCGAGAGGGUCUUUAUCUAGAGGAGGCCAUAGUGGACUGACACAGGCUAGGAGAGCGCCUUCCAGUGGAUCAGCGGUGACCCCUCAAGUUACGUGUGGGUACUGCGGAAAACCCAACCAUUCUGAAAAUGAUUGUUGGAGGAAGUCUGGGAAGUGCUUGGCCUGCGGCAGUACCGAGCAUCAGCUCGCAAACUGUCCAAACAAAAUGAAGAUGGGAGGUGAUACCCAAAGACCGGAAAAGUCAGCCUCUAAGCAAACCAGUGCGGGAGGGAGCCGACCGAAAGUUCCAGCCAGGGUUUAUACACUGGAUUAUCAACAAGUUCCUGAGACAACUGAGGUGGUAGAAGCUGUGUUCCUCCUCAAAGAAAGUGUUUAA